UCACUGAAAAUUUCAUUUUCCGGUUUAAGGGAGUAGGUUCGUAAGUGUCCUUACUUAUAAUUAAAUCGCUAAUUUCGAUAUAAUAAUCUAAAUUACUUUGUAAAAAGUCAAUCUAAACAUUUUGAAUAUGUCGGUGCAAACUCUGCUUUUGGAUUUCUCCAUCGACCCCGCCCGCUUGGGAGAUGAAAAUGGACAGAAGUCGGUAUUCAAUCAAUUGCAGACUGUAUUGAAAGAUUUCAUACCAAAUUUGAUUCUUGCCGCUGAUAUUAAACUAGAAGGCGGCUGUCAGAAGUUACUAACGGGGAAAAAGGGUUGCACGGUAUCCGUGCGAAUGUUCGAUCGAGGCCUGAUCACUGUAAAUAUUGAGUUUUAUAAAGAGGAAAAUGAGGAGCCCCUUAUAAACUUGAAGUCGGCGAGGGUAUUGGAAAGUCAACUAAAAAAAUACAUCACCUUUAUAAAGUCUCAAGCAUACGCCCCGUUAAAACGGUGCCUGUUCGGCAGAUAUUAUCCCACAUCAGAUGAACGCCUGCUGGAGUACGACAUCGACAGCGUGUUGUUCGACGAGCAGUCGUCAUUCCAGCGCGUGCAGGUCGUGCACUCCAAGUCGCUCGGCAACAUGCUCGUACUCGAUGACCUGCAAAAUAUCUCUGAGGCGGAUCUGAUCUACACUGAAACUCUGAUGCAGCGCGGCAAGGAAAACUAUGAGGGCAAGGAAAUCGUCAUUCUGGGUGGCGGCGACGGGGCCCUUUUAUACGAACUGUUGAAAGAAAAACCGAAGUUCGUAUGGAUGCUGGAGAUCGAUGAAAUGGUCAUGAACGCAUGUAACAAAUAUCUCAAAUCAAUAUGUGGCGAUGUUCUCGAACAAAGGAAGGGUCCUAACUACGAAAUUAUAGUUGAGGAUUGCAUGCUGACUGUGAACAAAUUCAUCGCCGAGGGUCGGAAGGUUGACUACAUUUUCGGCGAUCUGACGGACAUUCCCAUCUCGGAGACGGCCUGCGGCGAGCUCUGGGAGUUCAUGAUCACAAUACUGGAUAGCGCUUUCAAGAUCCUCAAGCCAGACGGGAAGUUCAUGACUCAUGGCAACGGCGCGACAUCAUCAGAAUCCCUAAAGCUAUACGAGCAGGAACUCGUCAAGCUGAACCCUCCAGUGCAGUACACCAAGAGCAAAGCCUUCGUGCCAUCCUUUUUCGAGGACUGGAUCUUCUACCACAUCGCGUUCAAAAACGACAAUGACAACGGGGACGCCUAAACCAAAGAUAUCUCGAUUAGUAACCACCCUCUAAGUCACUCGGCAAUAGUUUACCUCCGUAGGGUUGCCACUUUUAUAAGUGUGUAGAAUAGGAAAAAAAUUGAGUAUUAUGUUGUCAGUAUUUUAAGCAUUUUAUUUUUUAAAUGUUUUACAGUUCCUUUUUAAUUAAGUUUACAAAUAUUUGGUUUAUAUUAAAUUCAAAGAUUUGUUUCUUGUUUACAUACAUGUAUGUAUACAAACAUAAAAUAGUCAGAAAUAACAUUUUCAUGUAUAUUUAAUCUUAGUAAUCAUAAUUUAAAAUUAAUCAUAGUGUGGCAAUCCUAUCAUAAAUUUACUGUAGAUCAUAACAACCAAAGGGGAUCAAUUUUUGCCGCGAUAUAUCAAACAAACCAAAGGUUUUAGGACUAGUUUAAGAAUCAUUGGGCCAAAAUGAUAGAAGUUGGUCUAUCACAAGGCAGCUGCAGAUUGCGGAUCGAGGCCGCUAGGUUGUAAGAACGUAGUCACACUACAGUUGUGUCGUAUUAUUAGCUGAUAAUGUACUGUUACUUUAUAGUAGUUUUAUUGUAUUUAAAACUGUCACAUCAAUAGUAAUAAAGAAACAAUCUGAAA
This is a messenger RNA of Manduca sexta (tobacco hornworm), 1858 nucleotides long. RefSeq names its product spermine synthase (gene Sms). The transcript has 7 exons. Gene Ontology annotation, biological process: spermine biosynthetic process. The record is from RefSeq and is a predicted model, not a curated record. Lineage: Eukaryota; Metazoa; Arthropoda; Insecta; Lepidoptera; Sphingidae. Bases 128 to 1249 code for a protein of 373 amino acids. Gene Ontology annotation, molecular function: spermine synthase activity.